ACAGGUCUUUAAUUUCAGCUCAAGCUGAUGUCGUCCACACGUAUUCACUCACGCACCAGCUCUACCUUUUGCUAGUGAAUUAACACAGCAACUGAAACUGCCAGUAUUCACAAACAGGUUAUGUCCCGGAGAUACAAUUAACCCAUAUCUCCGGACCAGUGAGAGUACUAUCUGUGCCUGAAGCUUCUGGGUCUUCGAGAUGGAGGAGCCUGAGAGUCCUCAUUCAUCCACUUCGCGGAGAAACAAGAGAGCUUGUACUGAGUGCCGCCAGCAGAAGGCCCGGUGCGAUGCCUUCAAGAAACAGCCCUGUAGUCGAUGUGAGAAACUCGAGUUACGAUGCGUCAUGUCAGAAGGAUUUCGCAGGGAACACAAACGGCAGAAGUACGAGGAGCUGGAGAAAGAAACCGACAAGCUAAGAAAGCAGCUGUCCGCACAAGCAUCGACCAGUCUACGCCACCAAAUCCAGGAAAUCCCUGCAAUGAUGUUACCCAAUCCCGCGGACGGUGGCUCCAGGCGUCUCGGAGCGGUACCAGGCCUGGGGGAUGACGAUAAUAGCCUUGGAUAUGCUACCUAUGCAGCGGCCAACGGCUCGCAGUUUUUGCUUUCCGACGCUGGCCCUGAUGUGCUUCCUCAUCUUGCCGCUGCCACGCUGGAUAACUCUGCCGGCCAUAGUUCAAAGCUCGCUGACUUGGUACCGGGGUCUAUGUAUAAGAACACUGUUACUGGACAGGCUAGACUACAGCCUCUGCAGCCCCCUGUCGGGAUGGGCCCGGUGGUGUCAACCAAGAAGCAUCUUGCUCUGGCUGGGGUUGACCCGAACCGUACGUUGCCUCGUACUAUUUCAGGCGUGAGCUUGAGCGGAGAUGAAGUGGAUGAGAUAUUCGAUCUUUUCUACCGCCAGUAUGCACAUUUCAUACCGGUGCUGGACACAAAAAGAACACCGAACCACACAUACGAACAAUCAGACUUCCUAUUCUGGGCUAUAAUCGGAACUGGCUCGAGAACAUGCGCUAAGAACCCGACUAUCUUCCCUGCCCUUGCCAAGCCUAUCAUAGACCUGGCCUUUCGUUCACCCUUGUCAGACUGUGGACCAUGGAAUAUCGUACAGGGCCUACUUAUCGUUCUGAACUGGCCGUUUCCCAAGGACGAUAAUGGAAUUGACGUUAUAUUCCCCUUGGCUGGGCUGCUUUUGCACGUGGCCAUGCAGUAUGGUAUGCACAAUCCAGUCUCUUGCCACGAGUUUUACAAGACAAGGCAUCAGCUUCCAUCGGCGGUUGACAUUACCCAUCGUUCGGAACUAUGGGCAUACACCAUAAUAACAUAUCAGCGUGCAUGCCUGAUGAAAGGACAGCCCCCUCGCUCUCUACCAGACCUCACCCAAGACAUUAGCCAACGCAAGGUCCUAUACCAGAACAUGUCUCCCCACGUUCGGAUCCGCCUAAAGGCCCAGGAAAUCGUCACGCAAUGCGGUACAGCCGUAAACGAAUACGGAGUUCUUAAUCUAGCUGCAGCAGAAGAGCGCGGACUCGAUCUUCUUCUGAAGGCGUACGAACAGCGUGUUUGUGAUCUGCACAUUGAUGCACCGACGUCAAUGGUCCGGUUUGACGUCCUCGUGGCUAGUCUUAGCGUCCAGGGAAUGCACUUCUUGAAAAACAUUACGCUAUACGCCGACAACUGUCUAAGAAAACUCCAGACCGCGGCCUGUGCGGUAAUCGACGCCAUCCAAAUAAUGGCUCACGAGCUCGAGUCUCUAGCCGUUUGCCCCUCUCAAGUCUGGUUUGGCCUCCUCCUCGCUGGCUCGAUUCUGCUUCGCAUGAUUAAGGGUCACGAUACCGACAUCGUGGACUUUGGGAAAGCGAGGGAGUACUUCAUGAAGUCGUUGAACUUGACGAAACUCAUGAUCGUAUCCAACAGCGACAUGCCAACGAGGAUAGUUAGCUGUUUAAGCCAGCUAUACAACAGCAACAAGGCCUUUCGAAAACCGGAUGGGAGUAUUAUGGUUGGGCUAAGGAUUCGCAGUCGGCUUGCUCUGGAUCCGAUUAUCGAUACGAUGUGGUGGUGGAAGGAGGAAUAUGAGCCGGCCAUGGCCAUCCCCGAGGAAAGCAGCGAAACUGUUUCCGCUGGCAUUGAGUCUGUGGACCUCUACAAUGACCAGUUCUGGACAGACCUUGAGUGGGCACUUAACAUCCCUGAUUAGCGGAUACUAUCCCGACUCCAACCGCGCGCUAUGCUAUGGCUACAGAUUAUUUGCGAUUGGGGAUUUUUGACUAUCUUUGUCGAUAUCCGUUGGUGUUGGGGUUGGUGCCAUCAUCUUCGGUUUGCGAAUCUGUUCUAAUUUUAGGACGAAUGUUCGAUUUCCUGCUUUUGAGGGUUGGGUCUUUGGCUAAUUUG
Aspergillus versicolor CBS 583.65 is the source of this 2391-nucleotide messenger RNA. RefSeq lists its product as uncharacterized. Gene Ontology annotation, cellular component: nucleus. The transcript is spliced from 8 exons. Bases 200 to 2197 code for a protein of 665 amino acids. The record is from RefSeq and is a predicted model, not a curated record. NCBI's taxonomy places the organism in Eukaryota, Fungi, Ascomycota, Eurotiomycetes, Eurotiales, Aspergillaceae. Gene Ontology annotation, molecular function: zinc ion binding; transcription cis-regulatory region binding; DNA-binding transcription factor activity, RNA polymerase II-specific. Gene Ontology annotation, biological process: regulation of DNA-templated transcription.